GCAGCUCCUCCUGUGACUAAUGCCUGUCAUAUGACUGUGACACCCAUGGAGACAGUUACAAGGAACAAGAUUUGCUCCUGGAUUUGGAAAGGAAAAUAAACCUGUACCGAAUUUACUUUGGUACAAAAUGCCUCCUACUCUCUUGCAGAAACUUUUUAACAAGAAAAAUGCGCUUUCGUCGCCGCCCCCGAGAUGUAGCAAAGAGGAUCCAGCUUUCAGCUGGCCACUUCCCCAGCUGGAUCCCAGUCAGAUCAGGUUGAUAGUGUACCAGGACUGUGAGAGGCGUGGCAGAAAUGUCCUCUUCGACUCCAAUACCAAGAAAAGGGGCACAGAGGAAACCCCCAUUACUAGCACGGAUGGUCAGGUGAAAAUGUUUGGGAAAUGCUGUCAGCUCCGUUCUACAGGAGGCAGCAGCAGUUCCCUUGACAGUUCCUCUUCUUGCACCUCUGAAACCAGAGAAACCAAGGACCAUGGCCUCCGCUUUCAGGGUUCAAGGUGUUCAUCUGAUGUGGCGAUGCUAGGGGAGAUGAUGUUUGGCUCUGUGGCCAUGAGCUACAAAGGCUCGACACUCAAAAUCCACCAAAUCAGAUCGCCACCUCAGUUAAUGCUGAGUAAGGUCUUCACCGCCAGGACAGGAGGCAGUGUGUACGGCAGCCUCAACACAUUGCAAGACAGCCUGGAGUUCAUUGGACACGACUGCAACACUUCAAGACCAGAUCAAAACACAGGACCCAACAGUCUACUAGGGAACAUAGGAUUUUCUCAGCUCUGCAGCCCUCGACGGGCCUUCUCUGAACAGGGCCCAUUGCGCCUCAUCAAGAGCGCAUCUUUCUUUUCAGGCCACAGUCACCCCAUGGACAUGCCUGGCCGAGGUCUGUACGACGAGAGGGACAGUGGCAUCGCCAGGUCAGCCUCUCUGAGCAGCCUGUUGAUCACCCCCUUCCCAUCCCCUGGCUCCUCCUUGACCAGUAGCUGUGCCUCCAGCUACCAGCGCCGAUGGCUCCGCAGUCAAACCACUAGUCUGGAGAACGGUGUCUUCCCUCGAUGGUCGGUAGAGGAGAGCUUCAACAUGUCUGAUGAAAGCGGGGGUCCCAGCCUUGGCGUUGCCCGGAAGAAGAAGAUCGCCAUUGGAGUCAUUUUUACCUUGUCCUCCAACCUCGAGGAGAACAGCCGCUUCCAAGAUUUCUUCUUCUCACACUUCCCCCUCUUUGAAAGUCAUAUGAACAAACUUAAGAGUGCCACUGAGCAGGCUAUGAAGAUGAGUCGACGGUCAGCUGAUGCCAGCCAGAGAGCUUUGGCUUACAGCCGAAUGGUGGAUGGGCUCAACGAAUUCAGGAUGACCAUCUGCGACCUCUACACAAUGCCCCGCGUGGCCGAGCCCGUCUGGUUGACUAUGAUGUCUGGAGCAUCGGAGAAAAACCAGCUCUGCGGACAUUUCAUGAGGGAGCUUUCCCUACUGAUGGAGCAGGCCUCCAAGAACCAAUUCCUCCCUGCACUAUUGACAGCCAUCCUGACCAAUCAUCUGGCCUGGGUACCUACCGUCAUGCCCAAUGGGCAGCCUCCAAUUAAGAUCUUCCUUGAGAAACACUCCUCUCAGAGCGUUGACAUGCUGGCAAAGUCACAUCCCUACAACCCCCUCUGGGCACAGCUUGGGGACCUUUACGGUGCCAUUGGGUCACCAGUGCGGCUGUCGAGGACGGUGGUGGUUGGCCGCAGACAGGAGCUAGUCCAGAGACUCCUCUAUGUCCUCACCUACUUCAUUCGCUGCUCAGAGCUGAUGGAGACUCACAUGCUGGACAGCGCUGAGGACGAGGCCAUUGUAAUGCCCGGUUCCCUCAUCACCACCUCCCUCAGGAAGGGGGAGGUAGAGGAGUCGGACUAUGUCGUAGUUACUGUCCAUAAACCCAGCGGAGACUACUUGUCCCAAGGUGCCCACAGCCUGCAGACCGAGGCUGAAGACAGCAGCUACCCUUCAGACAACAGCCUCCAGAGCAGCACGUACACAGACGCUGAAGUCGAGCACAGCUCGGUUGAACCACCUAAAGAGGAAGACGAGGAUGAAGAAGAUGAGGAGGACAGCAGUGAGAGUCAAGGGUCUAGAAGCAGUGUGCUUCAGUCAAGACCCAACGUGUGCACAAUUCCUGUUAUCAGGACUGCAGAAGUAUCUGAAGCCAGGGAGCUGUGCAGGGAGUCUAGCAGCACUCUGGUCACUGAGGUUCGACUGGAGACGGUGCUGAGUGUUGGCUCAGCCUCACCAAGACAGCAGGUCUGUGUGCUGGAUACAGAGACCAAAUCCAUACCCACAACCUUUGCCUCAAGCCUAUCUCUAGCUCCUGUCGUCACAGACAGUAAAAAUACUAGUGUUGAGGCCGGGGUGGAUGCUGCAGUAGGAAGCCAGCCCAGUAAAGUGUUGGUCAAUCGGCCUUUGGGAAUUCCUUUGGAGAAAAAGCCCCCAGAUAAGAAUCUGGUUAGUGCAGUACCACUACCAGUUAUAUCAGGAAACACCAUGACAGGGCCCAUGGCUUUGACUCCUUCAGCGGAAGAACAGCCAGCAACAAAAGUCACUUUCCUUAUUGGAGACUCCAUGUCUCCAGAGUCGGACACAGAAAGCCGCAGGAGGAGGAUGGAGGAGGAAAUAAAGAAACACAAGAAACACCUUAAGGAGAAAAAUCCGCUUCACAUGCAGCUACUGCAUCAGCAACAUCAGCAUCAUCAAGAGCAACAUUGUCACCUACAGAAUGGAGCACAUUCAAAGACCAGCAAAACCAGUGCAUCAGAGGACCAAACCAAACAGACCAAGACAACUCCAGCUCUGCAGCGGACAUCCAGCAAGAUGCCCCAGUGGAACCUGAACUGUGAAGAUGAUUUUGAUGAGUAUCUCAGCUAUGAGAAUGCUGUGGAGAUCAGGAUUAUAGAUGGUGUGGCCAAACAACAGGAGGUCAGCACCACAGACAAUAUGCACAGCUUUCAGAGUGUAGUCAAGGCUCAGGGAUUAGGCAUGUGUUUAGGUUCAGGAAGCAUAGAUGUAGGGUCCAGCAGGAGAGGAGACAGCUUGUCAGAUUGUCCAAGGAGAUGCAGAUGUGGCUCAACAGAUUCCUCUGACACCUGCUGCUGCAGUCGCUGGCCUGCUGAGCAGGACAAGGACAUUGUAAUGACUGUCCCUGCUGCCCACAAUAAAGGCAACAACAGCAACAAGGACCAAAAGUGUAAGGUGGCGCCUGUCAAUGACUGGGAAAUACCACGCAAUGAGAGCUCGGACAGUGCGUUGGGAGACAGUGAGAGCGAGGAGACGGAGGACUGGCAGGAGGAAGUGCUGGUUCCUUUCCCUGGGUCGAAGUUGGUGGAGAACUACUCUAAGCCCAGCAUUGCUAACUUCGGCCGGUCCCUUUUUGGAGGCUAUUGCCCCACCUACGUACCAGACUUUGUACUGCAUGGGAUGCCCAGUGACGAGAAGCUACGGCAAAACCUCAUGACUGAAUUAACCCAUGCGGUUCAGCAUCCAGUACUGGAUGAGCCCAUUGCCGAGGCCGUCUGCAUUAUCGCAGACACGGACAAGUGGACAGUGCAGGUGGCCAGCAGUCAGAGACGAGCCACAGAUGUAAACAAGCUGGGGAAAGAAGUCCUGGUGUCCAACCUGGUCUCCAGCUUAUUGCAGUCCACUCAUCAGCUCUACAAACUCAACUUGUCACCCAACUUUUGUAUAAUGCACCUUGAAGACCGACUGCAGGAGAUCUACUUUAAGAGUAAGAUGCUCUCUGAGUAUCUUAAGGGGCAGACAAGAGUCCAUGUGAAAGAACUGAGCAUGGUCUUAGGAAUUGAGUCCAGUGACCUGCCCCUGUUAGCUGCAGUGGCCAGCACUCACUCCCCCUACGUUGCCCAGAUUUUACUAUGAAACUGCACUCGUGCCCGAACAGCAGGCUGCCGGUGAAGACCAGCUAGGACCGGGUGGUGCUUGCUUCAGGCCCCUAGAAAUGGCCGUCCACACUGCAAAGCUGACCCCUGACAAGGUUUGCUGUCUGGCCUAUUGGGGAUUUUAUUCCUCCAAGCCUGAGCAGUGCCCGUCUUCACGGACCACAGUCACAGUUGGAGGUGACGCAUACCAGCACCGCUGCUGGCUAAGGAGCGAUGUGGAUGCUGCACCACAGGGUGGCGGUAGAGACCACAGACAGAGUAAGACUCUGCCGAUGACUCAGCCAUCUCUGAAAUGACCUGAAUGUUUCUUUUAAAAAUAUUUUUUUUUUCUAAACAAAAGCCAAAGACUUUAAGAAAUUUUCCAGGAGAGAUCAACAUUUUUUGAUACCUACGGUGUGGUGACAUUAUUUUGUUUUGUUUUUUUUAACCCUUUUCCAGUACAAUCCUAAACUUGGUCGUAAAAAGUGACACUUUUUUCAAGCCUAAUGUUGAAGUAAAUAUCCCAGAGAAUGAUCAAUCCCAGUCAGUUUUGCCAUUGUUGUUUAUUAUCAUGUCUUUGUUUACAAGCCAAAUUUCCCUUGGAUAGCUCAACACUUCAGUUUUCGGCUGAAUGAGGUGCCCAUCUGAUUCAGAAGGCUGUUUUUUUUAUGUCAUUUGGCCUUUUGGGAGUAAUCAAUGUUCAACAAUGAUUUUUAGUUUCACCAACUGGUUUUUAAAUGGCUAAAGUGGCUUUGACAUGCUUAUCAUAGAUACAGCACUACCUCAUGGGCUGUGGAUGAUUCACAGUUGAUCCAUAGAAAACCCUGAGGUAAACUUUAUAAAACAUUUUGAUCAGAAGUUUGUCAGUUGUGCAGACUCUAUGCUGUGUUCUUUGAAAAAAGGGAAGACUGCUCAAUAACUUACAAAAAAAUGGAAGAAAUACAUAUUUUUUACAAAACAUUGUGAUCAAGAAGGGUCCCUUUAUAUAUUGAAAAGCUAAAACCUGCAUCAUCUGUGUAUUUUACAACCAAAAUGCUGAAGUAUUUUCACACUUUUAUAGUUCCACCACCUUUGUAUGAUGUUUACUGCUUCAACAUUUGCUGCAGAAAGAAGAGCAUGUAUUGUGGAUGUAUCUGUCCUCGUUAACACUAUCUUCAAGCUUUUUUUUUUUUUUUUUUUUUUUUUAGUUUUACACACAAAAAAGGGGGAGGUCUAACUUAGGCCAAGUUUCUCUUUUGUUUCUUGACACUGGCUGAUAUUUUAGCUAUACCAUGGAAGCAGAGCGCUAUUUGCUGAGCAUACAAUGGACGGUUAGCUGCUUUGACAGCUUCUGUUUGGGUGUAAAGCAGAACAUCCCCACAGGACAAAGAUGAAUAUAUUUUAAUCAGUCUCUCUUUUUUUUUUUUUUUUUUUUUUAGUUAUUCAAGAAUUUCAAAGUAAGAUGUCUGUCAAGCUGUCAAAAUCAGAGGAACCUCUGAAAUUUAGAUAAGCACAUAUAAAUUAAUUUGCCAGCUUAUGUACCUCAGUUUUAAGGGGGGCUGCAAACAUUAGAAUCUCAUGACAAAUCCCCAAAUCUGCUUGGAUUCUAAAAGGAAAUAAAGUAGUUUCUGUCACUAAAUAAACCAGGAAUAACUGGCACUGUUACCGUGGAAGUGGACAGCAUCAGUCAAAUAAUCCAAAUCGCAUCCUGAAUAUAAUCCAAGUCUUAACUGAGAAGUGGCUUCAGAUUUCUCCAUAGCUCAUUUUUGCUGUUUAAGUGUAUAAAUACAUGCUUGUAUGUAUUAUAGAUGCUCGGCUAUAUCAGCCUACAUUUUGUACCAGCUAGCCAUUAUGUUUAAAAUGUAUGGGUUUAUAUGUCUGCUUUUCACUCUUUGUCUAUGAAUAAGUUAUUUAGUUGCCCAUGUGUGUAAUGGUUCAUGUAAACUGUACAUACUCAAGCCUGUUUCCAUGUAUUUGUACAGAACGUCUUUUAUGAAUUGUCACCUCAAUUUAUUUUUUUCCCAAUUUUCUGGGAAUGUGCAAUAAAGAAUAAAGAUGCUGAGAA
Molecule: messenger RNA, 5935 nt
Organism: Melanotaenia boesemani (Boeseman's rainbowfish)
Lineage: Eukaryota; Metazoa; Chordata; Actinopteri; Atheriniformes; Melanotaeniidae
Gene: fnip1
Product: folliculin interacting protein 1
Exons: 18
Coding region: 128-3892 (1254 amino acids)
Cellular component (GO): cytoplasm
Molecular function (GO): protein-folding chaperone binding; ATPase inhibitor activity
Source: RefSeq, a predicted model, not a curated record